UUUUUAUUUUCAUUGGUGGAUUGGCACAUCUGCAUUGCACAGCUAUGCUUGAUGACAUGUUCCUGGUGUUAAUAAUUCUUCGUCUGAUGAUUUUUGCAGAAGCGAAUAAACUCGAUCCAAGUUAUUGCAAUAGACGUUUUAAUAUCGAUUGCAAACUACGAAAACUGAAAUGGUUUCAUAACCCAAGGAUGGGGGUUUGCCUGCGCAAACUGACGUGUCACAGCGGAUUUGAAUAUCGAGCCGACUGCGCACGCACUUGCACUAACUCUGGAAAAAAGAAGCAAAACGAGUCAGCUAAAAUUCUUGAUUUGAUAAACAGAAUGUUGAUUAAAUACAGGGAAAGUGAAUUGAAAAAAAAGCAGAAAGUAACGAAGCCUUCAAAACCAGCCACUACGAAAAUACCGCCCUUGCCAACUACAUCAAUGGUUACAUCAGUAACCAUUCCAGAAACUACUUCUGCUGGUGGGGAUGAGCCAGAUCUGGAAACCACUACCCCAUAUCCGGAGGAUCUUACGGCAGACGAUACUUUCGAAAGAUAUUCGAACACUACAGCACUAACAAAGAGAACAACACAAGUGAGGACUACAACAGGCAGUACUACCACUACAAAGAAGAAAGUUGGUAAAAUUAUCUUGGGGACAGUGAAAGUUGGUUUAAUUUCUAAAAUAAUAGGAUGGGGUAAGGGAAAGGGAUAAACUAUUCAUAUAUUAAAAGUCAUCUUGCAUGUUCUCUUUAUGGAUUGCAAACGUA
Drosophila yakuba is the source of this 750-nucleotide messenger RNA. RefSeq lists its product as uncharacterized. NCBI's taxonomy places the organism in Eukaryota, Metazoa, Arthropoda, Insecta, Diptera, Drosophilidae. The transcript is spliced from 2 exons. The record is from RefSeq and is a predicted model, not a curated record. The coding region runs from base 45 to 695 and encodes 216 amino acids.